Selaginella moellendorffii is the source of this 1974-nucleotide messenger RNA. Its product is annotated as pentatricopeptide repeat-containing protein At4g02750. Bases 1 to 1974 code for a protein of 657 amino acids. Lineage: Eukaryota; Viridiplantae; Streptophyta; Lycopodiopsida; Selaginellales; Selaginellaceae. Gene Ontology annotation, molecular function: RNA binding; protein binding. The transcript has a single exon. The record is from RefSeq and is a predicted model, not a curated record. Gene Ontology annotation, biological process: RNA modification.
AUGCUACGAUGGCUCGCGGCUGAGACAGCGACCAAGAAGGAAUGGAUGUGCAUGGUGGGAGCUGUGAGAUCAUGCACGCGAACCAGGGAUAUCGCCGAGGGAAGACGAAUUCACGAGCAAAUUCUGGCCAGCCGGUUUGCGCAGGACAAGCAGCUGAGCAAUCUCCUUCUCCACAUGUACGGGCGAUGCGGCAGUGUGGACGAUGCACGCUCGCUCUUCCAGCAACUAGACAAUCCAAGCGUCUGUGCAUGGAAUACGAUGAUCCACCUCCUUGCACAGAAUAGACAUCUGGGCGAAGCGCUCGCGAGCUUCCAGGGUAUGCCGGAGAGGGACGUUAUCUCAUGGAAUACUAUGGUUACCGCAUUUCACCAAUAUGGGCAUUUGGAGAAAGCUACAGAAAUCUUUCACAAGACCCCGCAAUGGGAUCUAAGCGCCUGGAACUGCCUUGUGUCGGCGAAAGCUAACGCUGGCCUCGUAGAGGAGGCUUCGUGGCUCUUCCAAGUCAUGCCCGAGAGGAACAUCCAGUCGUGGAAUGUGAUCAUGCACGGGCUUGCCCAGUUUGGGCAUCUUAACGAGGCCAGCGUGGCGUUCCACCUGGCGCCCGAGUGGGACGUGGUCUCGUGGACGUCCCUCCUGGCGGCGUACGUGGAGGAGGACCGGCUUGAUGAGGCGAAGGCCAUGUUUGACGCCAUGCCGCAGCGAAAUGUGGUGACGUGGAACGCGCUCAUCCACGGCUAUGCCGUCAACGGUCAAUACGAGCGGUCAAUGGGGGUCGCGUGGCGGAUGCCCCAGCGGGACUGGCGUACGUGGCAGGUGAUGAUACAGGCCUACGGCGAGUGCGGGGACGUGAGACGGGCGGAGCUGGCGUUUGCGUCUGCCCGGCAGGAGCGAUCGCUCACAAACGCCAUGUUCCACGCGUAUGCCCUGAACGGGCAUCUUGACAAGGCCAAGACGGCGUUUGACAGCAUGGCCUACAAAGACGUGGUGGCGUGGACCGCAAUGCUGACGGCGUAUGCCCAAAAGGGGCAUACCCCGGACAUGAAGCUCGUGUUUGACGAGAUGCCAGAGAAGAACAUCGUCUCGUGGAAUGCGGUGGUGGCCGCGUAUACCCAGAACGAGGAGCUGGAGCUGGGAAUCCAGGCCUUUUCAAGAAUCCCUAAGUGGAGCGUCCCUUCGUGCAACGUGAUCUUACAAGCGUACGCCGAGCGCAGGCAACUGAGCGAGGCAGUGGACACAUUCCACGGAAUGCCUGAGCGGGAUGUGGUGUCGUGGACGGCGCUGCUCAUGAUCUACGCCCAGAGCAAGCUCCUGGAAGAGGCCAAGAGAACGUUCCUGCUCAUGCCGUGGAGGACCGUCAUCUCGUGGACGGGCAUGGUGUCGGCGUAUGCCCACCACGGGAUCCUGUCCGAGGCGAGGCAAGCGUUCGAGGCCAUGCCGUGGAAGAACCUCGUGUCGUGGAACGUCGUCCUCGAGGCGUAUGCCCGGAACGUCUGGGGCUGCAGAGAGGCGCUGGCGCUCUUCCACGCCAUGAAUCUUGAGGGCAUGGUUCCGGACGAGGCGAGCUUCACGUCCAUCUUGGCCGCGUGUGCUCACAUCGGAGUUGUGUCCGAGGCCUGCGGCUACUUGCGACUGAUGAACGAGUACUCGGACCUCCGCCCCGCGAGGGGACACUACAAUUGCAUCGUGGAUCUGCUGGGCCGGACGGGGGAACUGGCGGCGGCGGAGGAGGUGAUCGCCGCCAUGCCGGUGCCUCCCGAUGCGGUCUCAUGGAGGAGCUUGCUGGGAGCUUGCAGGAACCACGGUGACAGCGAUCGCGGCGGCCGCGCGGCGGCGCGUGUGGUGGAGCUCGACGACGAGGACACCGCGGUGUAUUCGCUGCUGUCCGAGUUGAUCUGGCAGGGAGAUCGAGAGGGAGAGAAGCUCGGGCUUGAUCGCGACCGAGAAAUCACCGGCAUCAUGUUCCUGGUAACGUAG